Messenger RNA from Linum trigynum, 4169 nucleotides. NCBI's taxonomy places the organism in Eukaryota, Viridiplantae, Streptophyta, Magnoliopsida, Malpighiales, Linaceae. The record is from the annotation of a GenBank genome assembly.
GGCCACUCAGUCGCUCAUACUCCUCAGAGACAAGCAGUAAAUUUGCACAUUCCGGCAUAGAAGCCCCUAUAACCACUAAUGGGUGCAAGGUAGGAGUGAAAGUCUAGCACAAUGUCGCGCCCAACCUUAGGGCAAGUUUCUUGGUGAAGCACUUGAAUGGAAUGCCCCAAAUCUGCAGACUCAAUGGACCCACAUGAGUGCAUCUGCCGCUUCUUGAGUCGGUGACACCAACAAUGCAAGAGCAAGCAUGAAUUUGGGGAAGAUCCACGGAGUAUCAGCACCAACCUUAUGCUAAUUUUCCUUCAAGGAAACACUAAAUGGGUAAGGCCAUAAUCCAAACCGAAAACUAUUCAGUCACCUUUGCAUCUCCAUAUUCGAAUCAAUAUCGUCCUAAGGACAAUUUGAGAGUUUUUAUACCGGAUUAUGGAUUUCUUAAUGUAAUUUUUUACGUUUUAAUUUCACAACUGGUCACUGAUUAUUCAACUCAUCAACUUUGUCAUAUAUGGAAAUCAACUGGAAAAAAUCCCAAAGUACACACGUUCUUAAAAAAAAUUCUCAAAAUACAUGAGUUAUAAAAAAAAUUCCCAAAGUACACAUGUUUGAGCAUCACCGCGUUUGACAAACACGGUGAAGAUCAUCACCGCGUUUGACAAACACGGUGAAUACUUCAUCGUUUUAAACAAAAACGGUGAAGUAUUCACCGUUUCACACCAAAACGGUGAAGCUUUCACCGCGUUAAUUAACAACGGUGAAAGCUUCACCGUUUUUGACCAAAACGGUGAAGCCUUCACCGUUGUUAACUAACGCGGUGAUCAUUUCCCACGUUUCCCACCCCUGGUAGGUCAAAAUUAGGUCGCAGCUACCACCUAUUCACCGUUUGAGACAAACGCGGUGAUAGUGUUCACCGUUUUUGACAAAAACGGUGAAUAGUAGGCAGAUUUUCCUAUAAAUACCACACCACCAGCAGUUGUAAAAACAUAACCACUCCCCUUUCUUCAAAUUUCAGCAGCCAAAAUCGAGCAUAAUACACAGAACAGAAAUUUUUCGGUAUGUUGAGACUUUUCGUAUUAUGGUCUAAUUAUGUUUUUAGUAGUUAUAGUAUGAUUUAAUUUUCGUAUUAUGAUUUAAUUUUCGUAUUAUGUUGUUGUUAGUUAGUUGAACUUAUAUUCGUUAGUUAUAGUAUGAUUUAAUUUUCGUAUUAUGUUGUUGUUUGUUAGUUGAAUUUAUUUUCGUUAGUUAUGGUAUGAUUUAAUUUUCGUAUUAUGUUGUUGUUAGUUAGUUGAACUUAUGUUCGUUAGUUAUAGUAUGAUUUAAUUUUCGUAUUAUGUUGUUGUUAGUUAGUUGAAUUUAUUUUUGUUACUUAUGGUAUGAUUUAAUAUUAGUUGUACAAUAUGAUUUUGGUUAAUUUUACUGUCUUUAAGCUAAUAGAUACUUAUUGUAAAUUGUAGAUAUGGGUAAAUUCAAGAAGUUUCAUCUUACUAUUCGGUGGAAUGGAAGGGUGACAAACUCUGACAUAGGCAUUGAUUAUGAGGACGGCGAAUCCAUUAUGCUGAAAAUUGAAUCCCGAUUCAAUUUUCAAGAACUCUAUGAUCUUUGUGCAGAAAGGGUUUGUACGAGCGGACAGACGAGACUUGGCAAAAUUACUUACCGGUAUCCAGACAUGAGUGCUGGCGGGGUCGUGUUCCAAGAAGUUGUCAUAAACGAUGAUGACGCGGUUAUGAUGAUGUUACAGUUCCUAAGCGAUAACCAAGUCCGGCUUGCAGAGGUGUAUGUUGAGACCGAGGCGCUCGGUGAAUCUCAUUCUCACCAGUAUUCUUAUGAUGAUGGUUUUGCAGGAGGGUACGAAUGGGGUGGUAGUUCGAGCAACUACCAAGGCGGUGGUUAUACAGGAGGUUACGGGGAGGGUGGUGGUUCAAUCAACUACGGUGGAUCGAGUAGUGCAGGAUGGGACCAAUACUCGCAACCUCCUAAACCAGCCCCAUUUGUUGAGGCCGAUGGUGUUCAAUGGCCUGCUUGGGGGCCAGAGUGGUAUGGAAUCGAGAAUACCAUUCGAUCAGGGCGUACUUCACAUGAGCGAGAGGACGAUGUUGGUGAUCGUGGUCAUGUUGAUCCUUCUAGCUCGAGCUAUCCAUUCGAGUCAAGCGACGAGGAUACUGAGGAAGAUUUGAUAUCAGUGAGCGAGGAGGAGGAAGAUACUGAUGAUAACGAGGAUGAGGCGGCAUUUCGUGAGGCACCCACGCCAUAUUACACACAGGUUCCAACUCAAUUUUUACAUAGUCAGAAUGAUCCCCCCGACUUUGUCCCUAUGCCAGUGUACAAUCCAACGGCCAAUCUGGAGGUGGGUAUGGCGUUCACAUCGAAAGACGCUGUGCAGGAUGCAUUUACAGAAGAGGCGUUGAGGCGCAAUUUCGAGUGGAAGGUAAAAUAUUCUGACAGUAAACAAUUACAUGUCAUAUGCAAGCAUGAUGCAGAGGGUUGUACGUGGCAACUGCGGGCUGCAAAUAUGAAGAGAAAGGGUGCUUGGGUGAUUCUCAAAGCUGAGACGAUCCACACAUGCUCCUCUUCUAUACUUUCCCAAGAUCACAGGCAACUAAAAGCAAAGAAGGUUGGGAGAACUAUUAAGCACCUUAUAGAAGCACAACCAGAUAUCAAGGUGAAAGCUAUCAUGGCAGAGGUGAAGGAUCGACAUUCUUACACGAUAAGGUACAAAAAAGCAUGGCAUGGUAAGCAGAAAGCCAUGGCUGAGGUGUAUGGUGAUUGGGAGGAUUCGUAUGCUUUACUCCCUAGACUUAUGGGAGCAAUGGAGGAGUCCAAUCCUGGGACUGUUUUCGUCCCAGUAUACAACAAUGUAUACACUGAGGAUCAAGUUCGAGUACAGGAUAAGCUGAUGUUCCAUCGUCUUUUUUGGGCUUUUAAACCAUGCAUUGACGGUUUUGGGUUCUGCAUACCGGUUAUUCAGGUUGACGGAACUUUCCUUACUGGGAAGUACAGAGGAUGUCUUCUAAUUGCCACUGGCGUUGAUGGAAACAGGCGAAUUUUCCCGCUUGCAUUUGCAUUAGUGGAAGGGGAGAACAGUUUAAGUUGGGCUUGGUUCUUUGACCAACUGCACGAACACGUGACACAGCGGGAAGAUAUUACGAUUAUAUCCGAUCGACAUGCGGGGAUAAGGAAUGCUGUUGGUGGUUUUCCCGACGAGUGGGGGUGGAGAUGGAGAUGGUGUAUUCGGCACUGGCUCGCCAAUUUCCAACACAAAUUUGGGAAGAAGAAAGACAUCAAAAAUCUACUUUGGAAUGCAGCGGUUGCACAUCAACCAAAAAAGUACGAGCAGAUCAUGAAAACGAUCCGUCAGACCCACCGAGCUGGAGCAGUAUGGGCUGAAGGUCAAGAGUUGCCCAUGUGGACGUUCCAUAUGGACAACGGGGCUAGAUGGGGCAUUGCAACUACCAACCAUGGAGAAAGUAUAAAUAAUGUUUACAAGGGUCUUCGAGCGAUGCCUAUUUCUGUCAUCGUGGAAAUGUCUUAUUGGAAGGUCAACGAGUGGCGAGUUGCUCGGCUACAGCUAGCUAUAGGGAGGGAGUUGCAAGGUCAUUCAAUAGCACAUGACGUAUUUGCUCAAAUGCAGAAGAACGAUGAAAAAUCAAGUAAGCAUAAGGUUGUUCUUUUUAACCGCAGUGAAGGAAUAUUCGCUGUCGAAACAGGUAUAUGGGGUGGAGGGAGACGUGGUCACAAUCGUCAAACGGUCAAAUUGCACUACGAAUUAGGGGAGUGUUCUUGUCAAAAGUAUCAGAACGAAAGGAUACCCUGUUCACAUGCAAUGGCGGUUGCUAAGUCAAUAACCAUGAACAGAAACAGCCUGGUGAGUCCUUACUACACUGAACAAGCGAUACGGAACUCAUAUCAUGCAGCUUUGAGCCCCAUGCCAGAUGAAGCGUAUUGGCCUAUAUACGCUGGAAAGUUGAUUAUCCCACCGUUGCACCUAAAACGCACCAAAGGCCGUCCUAGAGUUGAAAGGAUACACAAUGAGAUGGAUCAAGUUGAACGGACGAGAAGGGGACCGAAGCGAUGCUCUAAGUGCAGACAACCUGGUCACGACAAGAGGCGUUGCCCAGGACAACCAUCAACUUAAUUUGCAUUUACUUGUAUUCUGCUACUAAAUUGAUCGCUUGUUU